Molecule: messenger RNA, 3605 nt
Organism: Enhydra lutris kenyoni (northern sea otter)
Lineage: Eukaryota; Metazoa; Chordata; Mammalia; Carnivora; Mustelidae
Product: acetoacetyl-CoA synthetase
Exons: 14
Coding region: 1829-3529 (566 amino acids)
Biological process (GO): positive regulation of insulin secretion; lipid metabolic process
Cellular component (GO): cytosol
Molecular function (GO): acetoacetate-CoA ligase activity
Source: RefSeq, a predicted model, not a curated record
UGGGGUUCCCACCGAUUGCCCUGGGAGUGCGGCCACUGUGGCAGAAACAUUCCCAUGCGAUUUCUGCAGGGAAGCACUCUGCCCCUCUCUGACAUCUUGGGCAGGGGUGCGGGAGGCUGUGCAGCAGGACUGGUGGGUCUGGAAGGCGACCAUGUCACCAUGGCCUCCCAUCUCACGGCUGGUGACAUGAGAACGAGAGAAGGAGCCAGAAGGAGCAGAGUCUUGUUUUUCAAUCUAAAAGUGGAUGAGUCUUCCUUUUUUCUAAUAUUACUGAUGUCCUGUCCGGGUGUACGGACUGCGUCAGCGUGUGUUCUGUGUGACAGAUGGCUCUUGGAGAUCUGGCUAGAGGGGGCUGGUCAUCUGUCCACGGAUCCGUGACCACAGGAGAUUUUCUGUAGACAGUCGUCUGGAUUUGCUCAUAGAAGUUCCCCCGAGGCCUCCCUGCCAUUUCUGAUCUCUUACUUUGAAUCUAUGCUCUCUGUGCUCUGUGCGGGAGGAGGGCGGACCUCCUUCUCUCUCUGAGCCCCGCAGGGACCUCGGGUACAUCCAGCUGCUGGAGUGACCUAGGCAGGGGCAGGCAGCUCAUGCUCAACCCCGCCGUGGAGGGCAAAGCAGCGGCAGAACAGGACUUACUCAGGGCCCUAGGGACCUCUCCUGGUUGCAGAGCCUUGGGGAUGAGGGGCCCUCAGGAGCCACGAGGACAGACCCCAGUUAGAGGACCCGGGGGGCCUCCAUGACCACCAGCCACUCUGCCCAGCGUCGGACUGCUCCGCUCUCGACACAGCCCCUGCUCCGGCACGGGACCAUGUAGCCCAGUGUCUGAAGCUUGGCCUGGCCUUGCCGACAGCGCACCCUUGGCCAGCUGUUUAUCCUCCGUGUGAAACGGGCCAUGGGAAGGCAGGGCCAUGAAUGAGUGUCGGAGGUUCGGGCCCGUGGUUGGCACACCCGUGCGGCAGGUGCAGCCACUGGCGGCGUCGGAGCUCAGGGCCCUGUGGUCAGUGUGCGUCUCAGCUGCGGGGUAGGUUUCUGGGUAUGAGCCUGGUGCUCACAUCUGCCUUGGGACUUGCUGUCCUGGCAAAGAUGGUCCCAGUACCUCUCAUUUUCCCGAUGCCGUGCAAAGGAGGAACAGACGUGCUUCUCUGGCACAGGGGCCUGGAGACGUGAGGCGACCUGACUCUGGGGCGAGGCCCGAGCUCUGCUGAGUUCAGGGAGGGGUGGCCGCCCCAGACCUCACCACUUGGCGUGGUUUUCCUCCUGGGGCUUACGUGUGCCUGUGCCUGCUUCACCCCGUGGAGGACCACCCUGGGUCAGCCAGGACUGGAGCUCUCUGUGCAGCCUCCAGUGCCCCAGGCUGUCCGUGAGCCUGUGAGAGCUGCUUGGGGCCGGUGGCAUCUGCACAGAGGGUCUUGGAAGGUUGGGGCCAGCCGGUCCCUGGGCACUGUUCCCUCGGACCUUCAGCUGCCCUUGAUCUGUGUUGCUCAGAAGCAACCCUCAGCCCAUCUUAGAAUCCUGGGCUUUCAGAGUACAGUUUUGCUGUCCUGCGUGUGUACAUCACCACGGUGCCUUUUAUCCCCCUAAUGGUUUUCCUGGUGAGCCUCAUGAAUUUUCCACAUAGCCCUUCCCCUUGUGUGCAUGGACAAAGCACCCGGUCUUUACGCCUCUCCCUUCUGGUUCCCACCUCCCCGGGAUUUUCUUGGGGAAUCAUGGCUUCACUGUUUGUGCUCUUAGAGUAACCCGGGUUUGAUUGUCAGCCGCUGGCCUUGGACCGAUACACAAGGGAACUGAAGGGGCGUUCUGGGCUGUGCCUUCCCAGGAGCCCUGUUUGUGGAUGAAGAGGGCUCCACUGUGUUCUGAACUUGGGGGGAGACCCGGCUGGGAGUGCAUUUGCCUGUCACCCCUGGGAGAACACUUGGGUUGUGUGGAGCAUGUUGUGAGGCUGCACCUGUCAGUUCCCAUCAGUUCACAGCAGUCCCAGAGACCAGGUGUGACCUGCGUGGGAAGCCAGCGUUCUUCCAGAGAGAGACGUGUGCUUGGCAGGAUGGCGGGUUCCAUGUGUGCUGUAAACAGACACGUGGCUGCGGGUGUCCUGGACCGCUUUUCUCAAAUCCAGCCGAAGCUCAUCUUCUCCGUGGAGGCUGUCGUGUACAACGGCAAAGAGUACAGCCACAUGGACAAGUUGCAGCAGGUGGUGAAAGGACUUCCGGACUUGAAGAAGGUGGUGCUGAUUCCUUACGUUGCCUCUAAAGAGAAGAUAGACAUUUCCAAGAUUCCAAAUAGCGUGUUCCUGGAUGAUUUUCUUGCCACCGGGAAAGGUGCGCAGGCCCCGCAGCUGGAGUUCGAGCAGCUGCCCUUCAGCCACCCCCUCUUCAUCAUGUUCUCGUCGGGCACGACCGGGGCGCCCAAGUGCAUGGUGCAUUCCGCUGGGGGCACCCUUAUCCAGCACCUGAAGGAACAUGUCCUUCACGGCAACACAGGCAGCGGCGACAUCUUGCUGUAUUACACCACAGUCGGCUGGAUGAUGUGGAACUGGAUGGUGUCGGCUCUUGCCACGGGGGCGGCUGUGGUCUUGUACGACGGCUCCCCGCUGGUGCCCACGCCCAACGUGCUCUGGGACCUGGUUGACAGGAUAGGCAUCACCAUCCUUGGAACGGGUGCCAAGUGGCUGGCCGUCCUUGAAGAGAAACAGUUGAAGCCAGUGGAAACCCACAGUCUCCAGACACUUCACACGAUCCUGUCCACUGGCUCCCCUCUGAAAGCCGAGAGCUAUGACUACGUCUACAAGUGCAUUAAGAGCAGCGUCCUCCUGGGCUCCAUCUCAGGGGGCACCGACAUCAUCUCUUGCUUCAUGGGCCAGAAUUUUUCUGUUCCUGUCUAUAGAGGGGAGAUUCAGGCCCGGAACCUGGGCAUGGCCGUCGAAGCCUGGAACGAGGAAGGAAAGGCAGUGUGGGGGGAGAGCGGCGAGCUGGUGUGCACCAAGCCGAUCCCCUGCCAGCCCACGCACUUCUGGAACGAUGAGAACGGGAGCAAGUACAGGAAGGCCUAUUUCUCCAGAUUCCCAGGUGUCUGGGUGCACGGCGACUUCUGCAGAAUCAACCCCAAGACGGGGGGCAUCAGCAUGCUGGGCCGGAGCGAUGGCACACUCAACCCCAACGGAGUGCGAUUUGGCAGCUCAGAAAUCUAUAACAUUGUGGAGGCCUUCGAGGAGGUGGCGGACAGCCUCUGCAUCCCCCAGUACAACAAGGACGGGGAUGAGAGGGUGCUUCUCUUCCUGAAGAUGGCUUCCGGCCACUCGUUCGGGCCCGAGCUGGUGAAAAGCAUCUGUAACGCCAUCCGCGUCGGCCUGUCUGCACGGCACGUGCCCAGCCUCAUCCUGGAGACCAAGGGCAUCCCGUACACCCUCAACGGCAAGAAAGUGGAAGUGGCCGUGAAGCAGAUCAUCGCUGGAAAAGCCGUGGAGUACCGAGGGGCCUUCUCGAACCCCGAGGCCCUAGAUUUGUACCGGGACAUCCCCGAGCUGCAGGACUUCUGAGUCGGCCCGGCUUGCUCGGCACCUGCCACAUGCAUCUGUGCUGUGACUUUCAUGGGGUCAAGACGUUACUUUGGGA